AUGAAGCGUUUUGUGCUGAGGUGCCCGGGGUCGCUGCGUUUACUGGCUCGUUCGGGGGGAUCAGCAACAUCGGGGGCGGACUUGUGUCGAGAGGGGAGGGCCUGUCCCCGGUUGAUGGACCUGCAGGGAAUACACACAAAGACCAUAAAGGAGGCUUCCCCCCGGGGAGAAGAACAAGGGGACGACCGCGUGAUGGCCCAAAAUAAUGAAAUGAUAAUUCAACGGUACAAGCAGUUUAUAGAGUCGAGGCGGGGGGAGGGGAAGGGCAACGUGAGUGGUUCCUCCAGACGGGAGAUGUACGACCCGCUGGGGUGCGCUUCAGAGGUUGGCACGGAAGUUGGUGCCCAGACGGCCGACCAAGUCGCCGCCCAGACCGCCGCUCACAUCGCCGCUCAAACUGCCACCCCAAUUGACACCGACGGGGCCAACCAAGUCGCCGCUCAAACCGCUGCGCAGACCCCCGCCGGCAGCGUCGAUCAAAAGUACGUGAUCCUGAAGAAACAGAUCUCGAAGGAGUUCAUUCACCAAGUGUUCCUCCCCCACGUGGAGUCACAAAUUAUGCACCAUUUGAAGACAUACACCCCGAACCAAAUCGUAAACAUCUUUCACGUCUACUCCUACCUGUACUACUAUGACCAGAAAAAGGAAAUGGUAAAGACUCUGCUCGAUUAUCUCGAGUAUCGACUGGACUGCUUCAGUGUGCACGACGUGCUGCUGGUGUUGGAACCUCUGUACCUCCUGAACCGCACGAACAAUUUUAAUAUUUACCGCUUAAUUAUUAACCACCUGGACAGGAUAAAGGAAAAAAUGAACCUGUAUAACUACAUUGGUGUGUGUAGAGUGUUCACAAAGAUACUAAUCGACUUAACUUUUGAGGAGAAGGAACUGAGAGGGAAACAUAUUUUAUCACGUCUGUGGUAUCAUUUGAAGCAGCGUAAAUUUAGAAAAGGCAUUCCUCCUGAUCAGAGGAAAAUUUCACAUUUGGACUUCCUUGUGGGUUUCAUGGCUAACGUGGUUGAUCAUGUGGAGGGGCAGCUGCGACUUCUCUCCGCUAUCGAGCUCACCGACCUGCUCAGCGUCAUGGCCAACUACUCCUUCAAGAGUGGGCACUCCAGCUACGACGUGGCUUUGUUGGGCAGCAUGCAAGGAAGAGAAGAAGGAAGCGAAGGGCGCAGCGACGAGGGAAGCGGUAACCUCGGCGAGGUAUGUACCGAACAAGGAAAAGAAGCUGCCCAGGAUCCCCCCCUGAAGGUGCACGCCCUGAGUAACCAAAACGCCUUUCUCUUCAAGGAGAAUAUCGUGUCCUUCCUAAUCAUGAACGAACUAAAGUGCAAGUACCAGGACCUCAGCACGCUCCACAAAAUAAUUAACCUUCAUAACUUAACCAAGCUCUUCAUAUACGACGACCAGUACCUCCAAAUGAUUGAAGACGAUCUGAGCAAUUACCAUUACAUAAGUAACAUUCAUCACAAGUAUCUUUCCCUCCUAGUGUGGUGCUUAUUCAAGUAUAAGAGGUUAGAAAAACACAUAAAUCAGCUGAACCCAAUCAUCUUACACAACGUGAAUAAUUUUAAUGCAAAAGGUUUGUCCAGGCUGUGUCACGCAAUUCGCCAUGACAAGCGAACCCUAAUCAGCAUAGCACACAAUUUAACUGACCAAGUGGAGAGCAUGUCGGUAAGCGAUUUUUUGUGUUACUUUUAUUCCGUUGUGUGCCUCGAUUUGUUGCCUUAUGGUGAGGGUGCAGCAUUAGGUAAGCGAGCACAGCAGGGAGAAGCGGAACAAGACACAUGCAAAGACAGAAACAAAUCAGAACAAAGUAGUAACACCCCUGCCGAAGCGCACAACCACACUUUGUCCCUCUUUAACAAAAGCACCAUUUUACAAAAAUGCACAAAGUACAUUAACGACAAAAAAAAAAUGUUAGGAAAAAACGAAAUGACCAAAAUUGUGUUGCUGUUAAAGAGGAAGAAAGGAGACAAGUACCUGUACGUGUUGGACUUGCUCCCCGAGGAAUGGAAGGGGAUCAUGCAUUUGGUUAACUGA
Messenger RNA from Plasmodium fragile, 2043 nucleotides. RefSeq lists its product as uncharacterized. The transcript has a single exon. NCBI's taxonomy places the organism in Eukaryota, Apicomplexa, Aconoidasida, Haemosporida, Plasmodiidae. The record is from RefSeq and is a predicted model, not a curated record. The coding region runs from base 1 to 2043 and encodes 680 amino acids.